Molecule: messenger RNA, 405 nt
Organism: Caenorhabditis remanei
Lineage: Eukaryota; Metazoa; Nematoda; Chromadorea; Rhabditida; Rhabditidae
Exons: 1
Coding region: 1-405 (134 amino acids)
Source: RefSeq, a predicted model, not a curated record
AUGUGGGACAACUUCUCUUGGGCUUGGUGGGACCUCAUCCUCCACGAAGACUGGUGGCUGGAGAACAAACUUCUUUGGAACCUUCUUCUCUUCCUUUACUGGCUCUUCAGAUGGAGCAGACGACUUGGUCCAUCCAACCAUACCAAUGGCAUCGAUAGGUUCUUCAGAGAUAUCUCUAAUUGGUACCUGGGCAUCAUUGAGUCUUUCGAGAUGGUUGAAUGCAGCAGAGAUGAAUGGAAUACUCUUUCCAGAAAGGACCCAUCUUCCUUCGAUGUCAAGAGACUUCAGACGGUUUGGUCCACGUCCUUGGAUAUGGGAGUCCAUAUGGAAGUACUUGAUAUCAUCAGUGUUGAGACCGAAGUCAGACAUGAACAAGUUUGGAAUGGUGGUUGGAGGAGCCAUUGA